Molecule: messenger RNA, 3635 nt
Organism: Salarias fasciatus (jewelled blenny)
Lineage: Eukaryota; Metazoa; Chordata; Actinopteri; Blenniiformes; Blenniidae
Product: sodium-dependent phosphate transport protein 2A-like
Exons: 11
Coding region: 841-2760 (639 amino acids)
Biological process (GO): sodium-dependent phosphate transport; intracellular phosphate ion homeostasis
Cellular component (GO): apical plasma membrane; vesicle; brush border
Molecular function (GO): sodium:phosphate symporter activity
Source: RefSeq, a predicted model, not a curated record
GGUGCUGACUCCAGUUUUACCUGAGGUUGAAUGUAUUGGUUAAUUCUGAACACUGCCGAAUCUCCAGUUAUAGGGUGUGCACACACUUAUGCAACCACGUUAUCUCAGUUUUUAAUUUUUACUUCACCUCCCAAAAAGAUUUCUGCUUGUUUUUUCAAUCGUGUUAUAAAGGUUAUAGGUCACAUUAAAUGUGGAAGAAGUUGUGAAAUUAUUUGUCUUACUGUUAUUUUUUUACAUCACGAAAAUCUCACAUUUCAAGAGGGGUGUGUAGACUUUUUAUAUCCACUCACUGUAUAUUGAAGUUUCAAUGUUUGGGUCUUUUCUUCUGUUGUAUUGAGAUCCUUUAUAUUCACACCUGUUUAUAAAACAAGGAACUUUAAUUUUGUUCAAUUUGUUGUUUGUUGAAAACAAAAUGAAUGAAACACUACGGUAGAUGACAGAGACAUGAAGAAGGGAAGAACCAGGAGGUGAGCUUCGGCUUAGUUUUAGCCAACUGAGUUAAUCAAUACUUCACAGCAGCGCCUCCCUUUUCUCUUCCGCCAUGCUGCUCGUCCUUCUUUCUCUUCUUCUGCCUUAACCUGUCUUUUUUGGCUUCCUGUGCAACAUUUUUCAUUCAAAGCAUCUACUUUCUGAAUCAGAGACACCAUUACACCAAAUCCUAAGGUAAGUAAAAAAAAAACACAAAAAUACAUUCUGCAAACUACUGCUACAAGUUCAACUCCAACACCUAUUGAGUAGAAUUAGAAUUUGUGCUGCUGUUCAUCUGAAUACUUAUAACAUUACACGAGAUACUGACCUGUGUUAUUUUUGCUCUGUAAUGCUGACAUCCAAGACAUUAUUAUGGAAAACCCCUCCAGAACAAAGCGAGUGAGCACAAUCGUCUUCACUUUGGGCAAAAUCCCCCUUCUCCUUCUGCUCCUGUACCUCUUUGUGUGUUCGCUUGACAUUUUGAGCUCUGCCUUUCAGCUUGCUGGAGGUAAGCACACACAAUUCAUUGCUUCACUUCAGACUUUUAAUGAAUUUUCAAGCUUCCUGUUCAAACGUCUCUCUUGUUCUGGUCCUCCUGCAGGGAGGGUGACUGGUGAUAUCUUUCAGGAAAAUGCUGUGUUUUCUAAUCCAGUGGCAGGGCUGGUGGUGGGAAUACUGGUGACGGUGUUGGUCCAGAGCUCUUCCACCUCCACCUCCAUCGUAGUCAGCCUGGUUUCCUCUGGUUUGCUGGAGGUGCAGUCUGCUAUUCCUAUCAUCAUGGGAUCCAACAUCGGAACGUCUGUCACUAACACCGUUGUUGCUCUGAUGCAGGCCGGAGAGAGGGAGGAGUUCAAACGGGCAUUCGCCGGAGCGACCGUCCACGACUGUUUCAAUUGGCUGUCGGUGUUGGUGCUCCUCCCUCUGGAAGCUGCCAGCGGCCUACUGAGGCGCCUCUCGCAGGCCGUCGUCGACACUCUGCAGCUCAGCAGUGGAGAAGAAGCCCCCGAACUUCUCAAGGUCAUCACCAAGCCGCUGACUGCACUGAUCAUCCAGCUGGAUCAGUCGGUCAUCACCGCCAUCGCCACGGGAGACCAGACCGUCAGCAAUCAGAGUCUGGUCAGGCGAUGGUGUCCCGCCACAGAACUCCCAUUAAAGGAUAAUGAAACGUCUUGGCUAUCUCACAACCUUUCAGAACAAACUCAGAAAUGUGGACACCUCUUUGUGAACUGCUCUCUGUCAGACCUGGCCAUCGGGCUGAUCCUCCUGGCGUGCUCCCUGCUGGUCCUGUGCAGCUGCCUCAUCCUGCUGGUCAAAGUGCUCAACUCCCUGCUGAAGGGCCAGGUGGCCAGCGCGAUCAACAAAGUCAUAAACACAGACUUCCCUCACCCCUUCACUUGGUUAGCAGGUUAUCUGGCCCUGUUAGUGGGAGCAGGCAUGACUUUUUUGGUUCAGAGCAGCUCCGUCUUCACGUCCUCCAUCACUCCCCUCAUCGGUAUCGGUGUGAUCAGUAUUGAAAGAGCCUACCCUUUAACUUUGGGCUCCAACCUGGGAACCACGACGACCGCUACACUGGCGGCGUUGGCGAGUCCAGGAGAUAAACUCGCUGCUGCCACGCAGGUUGCUUUGUGUCAUUUCUUCUUUAACCUUGUUGGCAUCCUGCUGUGGUAUCCCAUCCCAGCUACCCGCUUACCCAUACGUAUGGCCCGCGCUCUGGGGAGCCACACCGCCAGGUACCGCUGGUUCGCAGUCUUGUACCUUCUCCUCUGCUUCCUGCUCCUGCCGUCCCUGGUGUUCGCUCUCUCCAUGGCCGGUUGGAAGGUGAUGGCUGGGAUCGGAGCGCCAGUCAUUGCGGCGAUUGUAUUUGUUGUGACAGUAAACCUCCUGCAGGAGCACAAACCGCACUGUUUGCCGCGUUCACUUCAGAGCUGGGACUUUCUUCCAGCAUGGAUGACUUCUCUGCAGCCGCUGGAUGAUGUGAUCACCAAGAUGACCCUGAGCUGCAGACAUCAGAGGGGCAGAAAUAUUCAGAGAACACGUAACCUGGAAACAUCACUGGAAGUUGUCACUGUUCACCCCGAGGUCAAGAAGAAACGGAGGGUGAACGAUGAAGGCAGAGAUCCUCAGGAGAACUAUUAUAUGAAUCAAGUAGAACUGAACGGCGCUGGAUGCUGUGUUCACAAGGGAAGCAAAACGAGCUCCGUGUCCUCACAGAGCGACAUGUACGAAAUGACACUGUGGUCCAUUACAGGAAAGGCAAACACAAGCCCUCGGCUGCAGAGCACUCGGUUUUAACGCUGCGAGACGUCCAGAAACAAACCGCCACUAUCUGCACAACUUCAAAGGUGUUGGAAAGCGCAUUCACUCAGGAAGCUCGCUGGUUUUAACUGUGCAGCUUUGAUGAAGCAAAGUGAAACCCACAAGAGCUCAGAGCAAGGGUGGAGAUACCAAGCAGCUUAAAAUAGCCGGAGAGCAGACGAAGACGUGAGGUGUGGGAGAGUGACUCGCGUCGGAGUGGUGGCAGUCUUACGCAUCUUCCCAGACGCUACACUUACCCUCAGCUCACUUCACUUCAAAACAAACGUGUUACCAGAUAUUUUCACGUCUACUACUGACAACUUUUACAAUUACAACUGUAAAUUCUCGUCAGAGUUGAAUGGAAAGUAGAAUUGAAAGACUUUAUUGUUCUCAUUGCACAGAGUGAUAAUUAACCAGGGAGGACUUAUCAGAAGUCUUCCCAGAGGACUCUGUCAAUGCUAAAGCCGGACCUGACAAUGAUUUUCAGAAGCUGCUCUUCAUGAACUCAAUGAACUUUGUUAGUGCAACAAGAGGCAGAAAGAUCAGAAGUAAAGUCAUGUCACGUCUGAUCUGAUGUGAAACGCAUGAAAAUCACUGUGUGGUUGUUUCACAAAACACUUUGAGAACUCCCUGGAAGUAAUAGAAGAUAUUCCCAUCUGGUUACAGUGGCCAUGAGAUGAUGUUUUCCUUCACUUUGGAAUAAAGUACUGUAAAAAAAAAAAAAAAAAAAUGAAAACAGAACUGAAACUGUGGUCAGUCUACACACACUUUAUUUGCAGAGGAAUUUGCUGUCUGUUGGGAAACUGAGGUGAUGUAGAAAAUAUUCAAUUUGUAGUCGACGCUCAAAUGUGCAAUUCAUUUAAAGGUGCUGU